AUGUCACAAGAAGACCUGUCACAAGAAGGUUUGUCACAAGAAGAUUUGACACAACAAGGUUUGUCACAAGAAGGUAUGUCACAAGAAGGCUUGCCACAGGAAGGUUUGUCACAAGAAGGUUUGUCGCGAGAAGGUUUGUCACAAGAAGGUUUGUCACCAAAAGGCUUGUCACAAGAAGGUUUGUCACAAGAAGGUUUGUCACAAGAAGGUUUGUCACAAGAAGACCGGUCACAAGAAGACCUGUCACAAGAAGACCUGUCACAAGAAGGUUUGUCACAAGAGGAUAUGUCACAAGAAGGUUUGACACAAGAAGGUAUGUCACAAGAAGGUUUGCAACAAGGUUUGUCACAUGAAUGUUUGUCACAAGACGGUUUGUCACAAGAAGGCUUGUCACAAGAAGGUUUGUCACAAGAAAGCUUGUCACAAGAAGGUUUGUCACAAGAAGACCGGUCACAAGAAGACCUGUCACAAGAAGACCUGUCACAAGAAGGCUUGUCAUAUGAAGGUUUGUCACAAGAAGGUUUGUCACAAGAAGACCGGUCGCAAGAAGACCUGUCACAAGAAGACCUGUCACAAGAUUGUUUGUCACAAAAAGGUUUGUCACAAGGUUUGUCGCAAGAAGGUUUGUCACAAGAGGAUUUGUCACAAGAAGGUUUGUCACAAGUGGGUUUGUUGCAAGAAGGUUUGUCACAGGGUUUGUCACAAGAAGGUUUGUCACAAGAAGGUUUGUCACAGGAAGGUUUGUCACAAGAAGGUUCGUCCCAAGAAGGUUUGUCACAAGAGGGUUUGUCACAAGGGGGUUUGUUACAAGAAGGUUUAUCACAAGGAUCGUCACAAGAAGGUUUGUCACAAGGAGGUUUGUUACAAGAAGGUUUGUCACAAGGGGGUUUGUUACAAGAAGGUUUGUCACAAGGGGGUUUGUUACAAGAAGACCUGUCACAGGAAGACCUGUCUCUAGAAUGUUUGUCACAAGAAGGUUUGUCACAACAAGGUUUGUCGCAGGAUGGUUUGUCACAUGAAGGUUUGUCACAAGAAGGUAUGUCACAAGAAGGUUUGCAACAAGAAGGUUUGUCACAAGAAGGUUUGUCACAAGAAGACCGGUCACAAGAAGACCUGUCACAAGAAGACCUGUCACAGGAAGUUUUGUCACAAGAGGAUAUGUCACAAGAAGGUUUGACACAAGAAGGUAUGUCACAAGAAGGUUUGUCACAAGAAAGCUUGUCGCAAGAAGGGUCGUCACAAAAAGGUUUGUCACAAGCAGGUUUGUCACAAGAAGGUUUGUCACAAGAAGGUUUGUCACAAGAAGGUUUGUCACAAGAAGGUUUGUCACAAGAAGACCGGUCACAAGAAGACCUGUCACAAGAAGACCUGUCACAAGAAGGCUUGUCAUAUGAAGGUUUGUCACAAGAAGGUUUGUCACAAGAAGACCGGUCGCAAGAAGACCUGUCACAAGAAGACCUGUCACAAGAUUGUUUGUCACAAAAAGGUUUGUCACAAGGUUUGUCGCAAGAAGGUUUGUCACAAGAGGAUUUGUCACAAGAAGGUUUGUCACAAGUGGGUUUGCUGCAAGAAGGUUUGUCACAAGGUUUGUCACAAGAAGGUUUGUCACAAGAAGGUUUGUCACAAGAAGGUUUGUCACAGGAAGGUUUGUCACAAGAAGGUUCGUCACAAGAAGGUUUGUCACAAGAGGGUUUGUCACAAGGGGGUUUGUUACAAGAAGGUUUGUCACAAGGAUCGUCACAAGAAGGUUUGUUACAAGGGGGUUUGUUACAAGAAGGUUUAUCACAAGGGGGUUUGUUACAAGAAGGUUUGUCACAAGGGGGUUUGUUACAAGAAGACCUGUCACAGGAAGACCUGUCUCUAGAAUGUUUGUCACAAGAAGGUUUGUCACAACAAGGUUGGUCAUAA
Sabethes cyaneus is the source of this 1908-nucleotide messenger RNA. RefSeq names its product spermidine/spermine N(1)-acetyltransferase-like protein 1. The record is from RefSeq and is a predicted model, not a curated record. Lineage: Eukaryota; Metazoa; Arthropoda; Insecta; Diptera; Culicidae. The coding region runs from base 1 to 1908 and encodes 635 amino acids. The transcript has 9 exons.